AUGGAUCUCGUCUUACCGCUUUUUGUUCUCCUCGCCAUGUCGGUUACCUGGACAGGUGCGAGGAGAUCGAACAUCCCGCUGAUCGGAGACGCGAUCGAACGAAAGCAGAGCAGAACGCCUGGUUGUUGGUUAGGCGGAACGUUUUACCACCUGGAACAAAGAUGGAGUCCGAAACUGCUGCCCCACGGAACGAUGCACUGCGUCAAGUGUCAGUGUAUUCCGAUUGAGAAGAAAGGCGUGCUGCUUCACCGAGGCCAGAUCAUCUGUAAGAACAUCAAACUGGACUGUCCGAAACCCGACUGCAGCAACGCCAUCCUGUUGCCGGGGAAGUGCUGCAAGACCUGCCCUGAUCAAAUGAACAGUUUUGAAGACAAUUUUUCCUUUGCUUCGGACAAAAAGAAGAAAUCUACCCUUAGCGGAGACCAGUAUGAACAGAUUGGUAAAGCCGAAUUCACUGCUCUACUCGUUGGAAGAAAUGUCCGUCGUCAAGCUGUCACCACCCGGUCCGUGGCCGUGGUCCGGAUAACCGUCGAGAACCGCGAGUUGACUUACUCUGUGCGCUAUACUCGACUGGAUCAUCCCAAGUUCCUGCAGAUUACGGAUGCUAACGGAAACAUAUUAGUUGAGAGUCCCAUUGUGAAGAAACGAUCUGGAGACAAAAAGCUAUGUGGUGUUUGGAAAAAGAUCCCGUCAGUGUACCUCCAGUACUUCAGAGAAAAACGGCUCUUUGCGGUGAUUACCACGUCCCGCUACCCAAAGGGAUUGGUCGCUGGAAGAGUAGUACCCAACGCGAAUGUCCAUAAAGAGACUUUUGGAUCUGUUUUGCAUACCACGAAAGCAGAGGGGAUCGGCGGAGUUGCGUCCCUUGAGUACAACCCAAAGACUCGUGUUGUGAACUACGCUAUCACAUUUGACGGAGUUUUUAAUCAGAAACAUUUCAAUGGUGAAUAUUACGUUACGAUUGAGCGCAACACGAAGAUUGUGCACCAGUCUAUGGGCAAAAUCACUCGACGGGUCAAUCAGAUCUCUGGAUUCUGGAAGCUCAGCAGAAAAAGGGAAGCCAAGUAUCUCGCGCGCGGUCGUCUGCUCCUGCGUCUGACAUCACGAAAUGGCGCCACAAUCAGCGGCGACCUGAAACCCCGGCUAACUUGUGGAGUAUUCCAAGCUCUCCUGUCAGGCUCAGAAGCCUUAGAAGCUUCUAGAACAUCAGCCGCUGGAUCGGUCGUUUUGGAGCUCAGAGAAAAGGGAGUCGUUGAUUAUCAAAUAAGGGUCAGCGGGGUCAAGGACGAGGUCACGAGCAUCAGGAUAGAGGGAAGUGCAAGCAAGAACAACCGGCGACGAGUUAUUGGAAAUGUACACAAGACGUUCGUCAAGGAUUUCGGCUCUUAUUCAGGAUGGAGUAACGGAACUUUUAAAAAGAUGAAGGCGGAGGAUAUCGUUAUGCUGCUGUCCAAUCAGCUGUACAUCAACGUUGCUACGACCAAUCACAGGAUCAGCGAGCUGAGGGGACGUGUCAUGGAACUGCCAUACCAAGAGAGUAAAGACGAAGCGUUCCCUGUUACCCUGACACCUUUCACGCCAAAGAGCCGUGGUGCCGCUGCGCAUGCGUGGUUGUCAAUGGAAAUUGGCUGUCGUCUGCGUUAUGAGAUCUUUGUGUCUGGUUUCCAGAACAAUGUCAGUCCGUUCAGCAUUCUCCUUGGUAGCCAUAGCAACCGUCUUGAAGGAUCUGCAAUUCUUGGGUCGGAGGAAGGAUUAGGACAAAGCACAGUCUUUGAAACAAAAAAGGCUUCAGGAAGUGUGGGUGAUGUUCCGGAUGACUUGUUGCGAGAUCUGGACGAGGGGAAGGCGUACCUACAGAUCAACAUGGGCAGCACCGGGGACGCCGUCCUCGUGGCUAAUGUCAGCUUGCCCAACACGUGUUGGGAGUACUCCAAUGACGUGGACACGGACAUCCUGGUUGACGAACAGGGCGUGGUCGACCCGUCACUCAAGAUGCGCUGUUACUAUGAGGGGCGGUACUACGAUGAUCUGGACCACUGGCUCCCCGUGCAGAAUUCAACGUGCAACACGUGCAGCUGUGUGAAAGGUUCCGUGAACUGCCAUCACCUGCCCUGUCCUGAACUGGCCUGUCUCAAUCCAGUCACCAAAGAUGGCGUCUGUUGCCCAACUUGCCCGGAUGAAGGUCAACAAUACUGUAAGUUGGAAGGCGAUCUGCGCAGACACCCAGUCGGCCGGAAGUGGCACCCGUUCCUACCUCAGAUUGGAUUCUCGAAAUGCGUCAUGUGUCAAUGCAAGCCUGGUGCUAUCCCAGAAUGCAGCCGUCUUCCGUGUCCGAAGCUUACAUGUCCGUCAAUUCAGCGAGUUCGACGUCAGUCAGACGACUGCUGUCAGAUUUGUGAUGCGUCUAUUGUGGCGGAACCGGAAGUGAAGCUGCUGAAGGAUAUCAACAUGAUUGGCGCAUGCACGUUCAUGCAGCGCGUCUUCCCGCACGGCUCCAAAUGGCAUCCAAGAGUCGCCCCCUUCGGUCAGAUGAAAUGCGUCAACUGUCGCUGUAGCCAUGGAGAGUACACCUGCAGACGUCAGAAGUGUCCCAGACUGACGUGUAAACGAAAGAUCAGGAAAGCCAACAGCUGCUGCAGUCUGUGUGCAUCCAAUCAGCCAGAGGAAGAUUUGUCAAAGAAAGACGACAAAGCUAUUUGUGAAUUCGGAGGACGUCGGUAUAACGAAGGAGAAAAAUGGCGGCCACCAGCGUCUCCAAACGGUAACGGAAGGUGCGCCAUUUGCAAGUGUAAAGAAGGAAACGUCAGAUGCAGACUUAGGUGUCCAAAACGGAAGUGCAAAGAUCCUUUCAGCACAGACCCGUGUUGUCGACAGUGUGCAGAACGAAAAAGACAGAAAUCAAGGAGAAGAAACAAGAAGAACAAGCGAGGGAAUUCUAAAGCGGACUGAAUUUAGCCAAUAGAAAACGAUGACAGUUAUUAACAAAGUGCUAUGUGUGUCACGUGAGAUAUGUGGACCAAUGGAAAGUUUUGAUACAAAUGGCGAAGGACAUUUUUGUUUUUAAAUGCCUUGCAUGGAAUUUCCCAAUCUCAAGCUGUGAUGAUUCUAUUUACAGAUCCCACGUGUUUGUUUUCUUGUUCUUAAAAGAAAGUGACUUUGAAAGAAAGAAAAGAAAAACAAAACCCCUCGCAAUGUGUGAUAAACUUGACUGUGUACAUGUUUAUACAGAAUGUUAAACUCUACAAACAGAACCCACAAUAUUGACAAUGUUUCUGUAAGUGUUGUUUUGUGUGGUAAAUCUUAUUACCAGUCUAGCGUAUGCUUGACUUCCAUCAGUGCUUCCUUUUCUUCUCUGUUUUUAUAUUUUGUGUCUUUGUGUAGUUGUCGUUUGAUGUAUCUAUCGUUGUUAAGUUAUUACAUACCUGUAUAUAUGUACAAUAGAUCUGUGCAAUGUUCCACAAAUGAUCGAUUGUCCGGGGCGGGGCGGGAGGGGUUGGGGGAAUGGAAUUCUUUCUCCAACCAGCCAAACAAUUUAGAAAUUAUUUUCCAGCUAAUCAUUAGGUUUUUGCCCCCUUUAUAUUAAAUAUUCAAACUGCGACGCUCAUUUUCACUUAUGACAUACGGUCUAGUGUCGCAUUUGUUACUUACAAUUUUGAAUCUGUUGCUAUUUUAAUAAUAUCUCUCCUCAAACUUUCCCCAACGGUGGCAAAUAUCGAUAUAGUAAUGGGUGAGAUAUCAAAGUUACAGUCCCCAUAGUUCCUAAAUCCAUAUUCAGUAAGGUUAUGGUUGGUUGGGGUUGUUUUUGUGUGUUGUUUUUUGCGUGGGUUGGUUUGGGGGUGGUGGGGGUGGUGGUUGUAGCCACCCGAUAUACCCGACAUUGAUCCAUUCGUAUACUAGUAUUGUUUUCUGCAGGUAGAACAGAUUGUUUCUGUAGAGAAACUGAAUUUUAGUCAGUAAAUAUUGAAUUAAGUAAAAUAAACUGUAGAAUUGUAAUAAUGUCCUUCUAUUUACUCAGUUCAAUUACAAAGUAAGAACUGAUUAUGAUUAUAAUAAUGAGGUGUUGUGUAAAAUACUAAAUGUUAAUACUUAGAGAUUUGGCUUUGUGCCAAGUGUCCGGGUUUUUAUUCUUUCCAAAUAAUAAUUAAUUAUCAUUUAUAUUGUAAUAUGCUUUAAGUAAAAUAUGUAUAUGUGAAUAUCUCUGGUUAUUUAAAACCUUUUAUCUUUUUUCAUCGUGUAUAUACAUUCAUAUCAAAACAAAGGUGCUCAUUUUAUAAAUAAAUAUUUAA
Gigantopelta aegis is the source of this 4286-nucleotide messenger RNA. RefSeq names its product chordin-like. The record is from RefSeq and is a predicted model, not a curated record. Gene Ontology annotation, biological process: multicellular organism development. Lineage: Eukaryota; Metazoa; Mollusca; Gastropoda; Neomphalida; Peltospiridae. Gene Ontology annotation, molecular function: protein binding. The coding region runs from base 1 to 2949 and encodes 982 amino acids. The transcript has 21 exons.